Molecule: messenger RNA, 4634 nt
Organism: Tribolium castaneum (red flour beetle)
Lineage: Eukaryota; Metazoa; Arthropoda; Insecta; Coleoptera; Tenebrionidae
Gene: mri
Product: mrityu
Exons: 5
Coding region: 666-2024 (452 amino acids)
Biological process (GO): positive regulation of phosphorylation
Cellular component (GO): cytoplasm
Molecular function (GO): protein binding
Source: RefSeq, a predicted model, not a curated record
GUUUAGUUAUUUUUAGAAGAUGUGUUUUUUACAAUAAUUUUUUAACUAGUCUUUAUCAAUCAUGUCAUCAGUUUUUUUUUAUUUUUCAUUUUUAUUAUGGGGAUUAUUUAUGGGGAUUUUUUGUCCGCGUCCCCUAUACGAAAGUCCGUCGUAGAGAGGUUUUUUAACAACAUUUUUAAUGCUUUUGUUACGUUCCUACAAAAAUGUCCGUUGUGAAAAGGUCUCCGCCGUGUCCACUACCCGGAGGUGUCUAUUAAGAGAGGGGAAAGUUAUUUUAUUUAUUAUUUUAUUAUUAUAUGUAUUAUUUUAUUUAUUUGCUGUACGUUUACGCAGUUGGCUGUAUUUGAUAAUGGGCGGUUCAAGACAAAUACGUUUCUGACAAUGACUCUUCUACAGUAAACUGUUCUGUUGAUGACACGUUAGACCUGAAUUUUCCAAUCCGUAUGCAAAUUUUUGAAAAAAAAACAAUAUUUCAUAAAAACAUUACUGCAAAUUAAAUACAUGACGGCACGAGAUACUUGUUAAUUUAUAAAUACAGCGCUAGUAAAUCAAAUUCGUGUGAAUUUCGCUUGUGUUGGUAGCAGUGUAGAAAUCGCGUCUAUCUUCAUCCCGUGACCUGCUGGUCCUGUCACUGUCACCCAGUGCAUGCCUUUGUAUUUUGUUCUAUGUACUGGCUCGGUUCCAGAGACAUUUCCAAUUGUGCUGAUUACAUUUAUGUAUUAGUGAAGUGUUUAUUACCUCGUGUAAAAAUGGCAGGAGCGAGCGAUCGCCAUCUUUACACCAACAACGACACCUCCAGCGACACCGAAGACUACACGGACGACCGUCGCCGCCGCGUCUUCAAAAACCGUCUUAGUUAUGGAUCGUGUUCGAAGCCGAAACCGUGCCUUGUGCAACGCUCAACGUCCCUAUCGGACCCCCGGUGCCACUCUGUAGCUACGCCUAAGCAAUGUCACAAUGCUCCUCGCAAUAGAAGUCGCAACGUCCUGCCCCCGAAUAAGAGCCAAGCGAACGUCUCCAUUUCGGGCCCCACGAAUGUGAGUGACGACAGGGUGACCCUGGUGGUGGACAACACCAGGUUCGUGGUGGACCCGGCCCUCUUCACGGCGCACCCCAACACCAUGCUGGGCCGCAUGUUCAGCUCCAAUCUCGAGUUCACGCAGGCCAACGAAAGGGGCGAGUUUGAGGUGGCUGAUGGGAUUCCUGCCACGAUUUUUAGGGCCAUUUUGGAGUACUACAAAGGGGGGCUGAUCAAGUGCCCCCCGUCCGUGUCGGUGCAGGAGCUGAGGGAGGCCUGUGAUUACUUGCUGGUGCCUUUUGAUGCCAACACCGUACGCUGCCAAAAUUUAAGGGGUUUACUGCACGAGCUGUCCAAUGAAGGCGCCCGUUGCCAAUUCGAAGUUUUCCUCGAAGAACUCAUCCUUCCUCUCAUGGUAAAUUCCGCCCAAAGAGGCGACAGAGAGUGUCACAUUGUCGUUCUUUUGGACGACGAUACAGUCGACUGGGACGACCAAUACCCGCCACAAAUGGGCGAAGAAUACAGUCAAACUGUCAACAGUACUGCCAUGUACAGAUUCUUCAAAUAUAUAGAAAACAGAGACGUGGCCAAGCAAGUGUUGAAAGAUCGAGGCUUGAAGAAAAUUCGACUCGGAAUCGAAGGUUAUCCAACCUAUAAGGAAAAAGUGAAGAAGCGUCCAGGCGGCAGGGCCGAAGUGAUCUACAAUUACGUCCAAAGACCGUUCAUCCACAUGUCGUGGGAGAAAGAGGAGGCGAAAAGUCGUCACGUUGACUUCCAGUGUGUUAAAUCAAAAAGUGUCACAAAUCUGGCAGAAGCCACCGCUGAUCCAGCUUUGGAAUUGGACGCCAGAGGGAAUCCUAUUGUUGCAGUGACCAUUUCGGAUCCGCCACCGCUCGAUAUGGCCCCCUUGGAUAUGCCCCCGGGGGGCGAUAACGACGAGGGGGCGGUGGGAGGAGGGCUUCCUGAUCUAGACGUCGCCAGUGUACCCCCAGAAGAGCAAAAUUAGGAAAUUCGACUGAGAAGCGUCGCUGUAUCUGUGUAAUUUUUUUGUUUGUUUUUUUUUUCAGAGAUCUGUUGCUGUUUUGGGCCAAUGAUAUUAAAUGCCUAUUUUGGUCUAAAGUAUGUGUACAGGGUGAGUCAAUUAUGGGUUAUUUCUGACAUUUCAGAAUUAAACCACCAUUCAUCCUGUAUAAAAUAUACAGGGUGAUUUUUAAAAAAUGGCAGGCGCUGUAGUUUUUCUUUAUGGCCCAAUUUUAAAAAAUAAAAAAUCAUUAAACGUCACUUUAUAUUUUGGGCUGUAAAAUAACAACUUUGUUAUUUUAAAUUAGAAUUUCCAUUUUCUUUUCAUAAUUUCAAACAUUUUAGCUUUUUUGACAAAAAAUUUAUAGAUUUGAAAAAAGUAAUAAAAGUUAAAACCAAUGCCAUUAUUGUUGUGUUAAAAGUAGUAAAUAAAAGAAAGUAUGAAAAAUAUUUUUUCAAAUAUCUGUUAUUUAACUAAAAUAAUUUAUUUUAAAGAAAGCUAUUGACACCAUGCAACUGGAUUUUAUUCCAAAUGGUGUAAUUUUUGCUUUUUAUGAGAGUUUAAAGAUAUUUUUAAGCAUAAAAUAUAUUCUUCUUGUGGAAUUUUCAAAAACUGAACCAAAAAAAAUUACUAAAAUUGAGUUAUUUUGCCUUUUUUAAAUGAUUUCCAACCGAAAUGCAAUUGUUUGACAAAUUUUUAUAGAAAAAUUACCAAAUUAAUUCAUUAAAAAAUCUAAUUAGUUCUGUAUUGUUUCGGCAUUUAUUUCGCAAAAACCAAUCAAAAAUUAAUAAAUUGGGUGGAAAUUAGUGAAUUCUUAUCUUCUGUGGAGGUUUAAUCACAGUUUUUGAGCUUAGAAUUAACAGAUUUUUCAAAACGAAAAAAAAUUGAGUCAAAAAAAUAUUAUUUUCAUCGUUUAGCAAAAUUUCGUAAAAAUCGAAUAAACCAAUCAAACAUCAAUAAAAUGAGUGGAAGUUAGUGAAUUUUUGUCUUCUGUAGAGGUUUAAGUACAGUUUUAAGCUUAGAAUUGACACAUUUUUCAAAAUGAAAAAAUUCAAGUCAAAAGUAUAUUUUUUCUCUUUUUUGGGCAUAAUUUUUUGGUCAGAAAAGCAUCUUUUAGCAAAAUUUUGUAAAAAUAAACCGAAUUUCCACCAAAUUAAUUCGAAAACACAAAUUUCAGAAGUGAACAAAAAAUGUAUCGAAAUAUUAAGUCAUUUUGCGAAAUAAACCGAAUAGACUGAAAAUGAAGUUAGUUUUGAAUUUAUUAUGCGUUUAACCAUAUUCUGAAGCCAAUCCUUUUGCGUUAAUUUCCCAAAAAUCAUGAAAUAACCUCGAAAACGAUAAUUUUUGCCUUCUUUGAUAAUUGAAGCAAGCUUUUAAGUUUGUUUUUAAUAUUAGGAUUUUCGAACAAAAAAAAUCAUCAAUUUCAGUGGAAGAUUGCUUUAUUUUGGCUUUUUUGAACAUAAUUUUUCAAUUGAUAAGUAAAAUUUGGUGAAAAAUCCCGAAAUAAAAAAAAGUUGUAAUUUGCUUAUUUUAUGGCCUUUAGGACAUUUUUCAGGUACAAACCCAAUUAUUUUACUGGAAAUUUGGGCACAUUUUUUAAACUUUUUGUUUUUAUAAUCUAAACAAAAAAAUUUUUCUUUGGAUUUUCAGAGCUAUCUAGCAAAUUUUCAACCAGAAAUUGUUCAGUUUUGCGUGUUUCAAGUGUUUACUCAUCUUGUAGGCUAAAAACGCAGUGAUUUUGCGAAAAUUUCUCCGAAAUGAGUAAAGCAUUCACUCAAAAUAGCAUUUAUUAAGCAGUUUUUUAGCCAAAUAAUGGCCAAAAAAAAUCGCCGGAAUUGAGCCAAAAAUGUGUGUUUCCAAGGUUUAAACAUGUUUUUUAAGUUCAUCAAAACCAAAAACACGUCCAAACAUUUCAGGCAAAUAAUGUUUCAAUUAAUCAUGUAACAAUUAAUAAAUUUUAAAACAACUGAUCAAAUUUUAUGUGCCAAGGUGAGAUUUUCUGUUUAAUGUUUUUGAAAGAAGUUAGGUACAAAAGGAGAACAAAAAAACUAAUAUUUUUUAGAUUAUAAAAAGAAAAAGUUGAAUAUUAUAAGCCCAAAAUUACUUUAACAAGAGUAUCAGCUUAUACUCGAUUAAAAGUAAUUUUUAGUGUUUGAAAUCGGGCCAUAAAUAAAAAUUCUCCAGCGCCUGUGUUUUAAAAAAUCGCCCUGUAUAAAAUUUUAGUCCUCCAAUAAAUGUGGAUCAGUUAUUGUUACCGCACAUUUCAGGUUAAUAAUGUGAUCACGCCGGCACAAUUCAAAUGUUUUGCCUUAAGUCAAGGCUGAAAAUGUUCACUCUGUAUAUAAUAGCUGUCCUGGCUGUGCCCUGUAACGAACUGGUUUUGAUAACACAUUCCUUUGAUUUACAAAGUCCAAAUUCGCGAACCCUUGAGACUGAAAUUGUAGAUUGUUUUUACUUUGCUCAUUUAUUUAUUUGUACAUAUUGUAUCAUUUCAAUUAAUCUGGCAUUACGCUUUGCUUUUAAUAUCAAUGUAGCUUAAGGAUUUUAUACCUGUUGUUUUUAUGAAACGAAAUAAAUGGAGUUUCAACGUACAAA